Messenger RNA from Thalassophryne amazonica, 815 nucleotides. RefSeq names its product melan-A (gene mlana). Lineage: Eukaryota; Metazoa; Chordata; Actinopteri; Batrachoidiformes; Batrachoididae. The record is from RefSeq and is a predicted model, not a curated record. Gene Ontology annotation, cellular component: melanosome. The transcript has 6 exons. Bases 400 to 759 code for a protein of 119 amino acids.
CUGUAGAGGAGGAGGAGGAGCAGGAUGGCAGCUGGAGCAGGAGAAGAGCUCCCUCUCCCUCCCACGGCUCAAACAGCUCCUCGGCUAUCUCGAUACGACGCCAGAAAUCGAUGUGGAGAAGGACUGAAGACACAUUUUGAAAUGAUAAACCAGCAGCUGACUGCUGUAGUUUCACGAGGGGAAAAGAAUGUUGCAGUCAGAGCCACAGGGUUUCACAGUGAUUAGUCUGCUUCAAUGGCUUUAACUAUGAACCUCUAACCCGUGACCAUCAUGAGGGUUUUCCGUCCCUCAUUACUCUCCAGUACAGGCGAAAUAUUUGAUCAGUGAAACAACACAAAGCUUUGAAGACACAGACGUCUUAAAAGAGGCUAUCCGCAACUUAACAAUCCAAUUAGCUUGAUGCUGUGUAAUCGCACAGACGGGAUGCCUCGCGGCGACUUCAACAUUUAUUUUUCCAGUAGCCGGCGAGGAUAUGUCAGAGCUGAUCAGGCGGUGGGCAUUGCUCUGCUGGUCAUCGUCCUGGCAGUUCUCCUCAUCCUUUGCUGCUGGUAUUUUAAAAAGCGAAGUGGCUACAAAAUCAUCAGGAGUCUCAGGUCAGGAUCUGCAGGCUUUGCGGGAGGCCACUACACAGAGGAAGGACCCUCAGACAAUAACAAGAUGGCUCUCACUGACUUUGGCAGCUUCCGCUCCUUGGUUCCUAAUGCUCCUGCCUAUGAAAAGAUUUCUUCAGAGCCACUGCCUCCUCCUUAUUCCCCAUAAAGGAUGUCUGUAGAAGACAAGCACACUUCUGCAGAAUGAAGAGAACCCCCCCCCCC